Messenger RNA from Aspergillus melleus, 1191 nucleotides. RefSeq lists its product as uncharacterized. The record is from RefSeq and is a predicted model, not a curated record. NCBI's taxonomy places the organism in Eukaryota, Fungi, Ascomycota, Eurotiomycetes, Eurotiales, Aspergillaceae. The transcript has 6 exons. The coding region runs from base 1 to 1191 and encodes 396 amino acids.
AUGGCGGAAUCUACCUCAAAUGGCAGAAAGCAAGGGGGAGGGAAGGGUGCCCAGAUGAUGGCCGUGAUGUGGGCGCUUACGGGAGUCACCACGUUCAUUGUCGUCGCUCGGCUCUUCAUACGACAGAAGGUGCUGCGGGUUCUUGGCUUGGAUGACUGGCUGAUUGCAGCUUCGAUGGUUUUAGGGUUGAUAUUUGUGGGAACCGCCACGGCCUCUGUAGCGUAUGGUUAUGGAGAGCAUACAGCGAAUUUGGACAUCGCAGAAGCCGAAAAAGGACUCUUCUACAACAGCGUAUCCUUUAUCUUCGGCAUUCUGUCCUUUGCACUACCCAAACUUGGCGUGGCGGCUUUACUGAAUCGUCUCCUCAAUCCGAGCCUAAUCCAUCGCAUUAUUACCUGGGGCAUGGCGAGCUUCAUUUGCGCAGUCGCCAUCGUCAACAUUAUCAUCUACAUUACCAUGUGUGACCCUCCACAAGCACUGUGGAAGAUCAGUUUGGUCAUGAACGGGAAGGCGACAUGUCGCGAUAUCUGGGUCCUGAUUCACUAUGCUACUUUCAACGGAGCUGUAUCCGCAUUCGUCGAUCUCUAUCUCGCCAUCUACCCGAGCACGGUGUUGUUUAAACUGCAAAUGUCUUUUCGCAAGAAGCUCGCACUAAGCGCAGCGAUGGGUUUGGGCGCCGUUGCAGCGGCCACUGCCAUCGUCAAAUGUGCUCAAAUCAAAGGUCUCGCAGAUAAAGAGGAUCCCACAUAUGGAACCGUCCCCCUCGUCAUCUGGACCAACGUCGAAGCCAACGUCGUCGUCAUCGCCUCCUGCAUUCCCACCCUACAACCCCUCCUCGAGCUCAUCCUCGGCAAACGCAAACUCACCUCCAACGGCAAAAGCAACUCGCGCCACAAAUACUACCAACAAAGCAGCCAACAAGGCAACGAGCCUAGCAGCCAAAGCAACCACCACAACAGCCGACGCUCGCGUCGCGCGCUGCAUAAGCAGGAUAUCACGCUCACGACGAACGUCGAGAGUCGGGAGAGUAUUUUGCGGGAGGAAAGGGGGGAUUUUGAUUCUACUGUUACUGGUGGAGGUGGGGGUGGACCUGGGCCGUUGCAUAUUCGUCGUACGGACGACGUGCUUAUCGAGUAUGAGAUGCAGACGCAGACGCCGUUUGAGCCGACGCAGAAGAGGAGCUUUGGAUAA